CUUCGACGGAUGGCAAUAAAACGCAGCGCUCGACGGGACAUGGCCAACAGUUGGAGACGACACUUCGACAAGAUGUGGUCGCUAUCGCUAUUGCCAUUUGUGCUCUGGCUGCUCUGUUGCUCCUUUCUCGCUAGCGAGAGCAGCAUGAUGGGCCAGGAAGCCUGGCUACGUCCCGGCUGUCACAAAGUGGGCAACACCCGGAAGAUUUCCAUACCGAAUUGUGUGGAAUUUACAAUUACAACUAAUGCUUGUCGCGGCUUCUGUGAAUCGUAUGCGGUGCCAUCGAUUCCCUCCGCUGUCUCGGGACUGUUUCGUCCACCCAAGCCGGUGGUAUCAGUGGGUCAGUGCUGCAACAUGAUGAAGUCCGAAGAGAUUCAACGUCGUGUGCUUUGCAUGGAGGGAGUGCGCAAUGUGACCUUCAAGAGCGCCAUUUCCUGCAGCUGCUAUCACUGCAAAAAGGAUUAG
Drosophila nasuta is the source of this 465-nucleotide messenger RNA. RefSeq names its product Glycoprotein hormone alpha 2 (gene Gpa2). The transcript has 2 exons. Gene Ontology annotation, molecular function: hormone receptor binding. NCBI's taxonomy places the organism in Eukaryota, Metazoa, Arthropoda, Insecta, Diptera, Drosophilidae. Gene Ontology annotation, biological process: cell surface receptor signaling pathway. Bases 10 to 465 code for a protein of 151 amino acids. The record is from RefSeq and is a predicted model, not a curated record.